Messenger RNA from Branchiostoma floridae (Florida lancelet), 1487 nucleotides. RefSeq lists its product as uncharacterized. The transcript is spliced from 3 exons. The record is from RefSeq and is a predicted model, not a curated record. The coding region runs from base 127 to 1341 and encodes 404 amino acids. Lineage: Eukaryota; Metazoa; Chordata; Leptocardii; Amphioxiformes; Branchiostomatidae.
CCCAGACCAGGCCGAGUAUAAAAAGGCCCGGCGUAGAAAACACCAACAUUCUUGAGCUCGGAGAAAGCAGCAAGGCACAGAUCCCGCUCUACAAGAAGACAGGACUAACGGAUUGACAAAGAGAAGAUGCGGACCCUCCUCCUCCUGUGCGCCCUGGCGGCGGCCACCCUGGCCCUGACGCCCGACGAGAUCCAGCAGUUCAAGGCUCGGGACGUGACCGAGCAGAACACCGGCCUGAAGGGGAGCGUCACCGUCACCUCGGCCGCCGACACCAUCACCAUCGUCAGUAACGGGAUCCCUGACCACGCCACUGCUGUCUAUCCUAACAGGCACAACCCCAACAGCAUCAUGGCUCAAAACUUCCGGUUCACCCUCCCGAAGGCCCCCCAGGUGGCUAGCCAGACGUCCUGUCUCCCGAUGGGCCCGGUGGGCGUUGCCAUUAACGGCGUUCCCAUCUUCAACCCCUUCACCAUCGAGUGUCUCGACGCCAAGGAGAACGAGGUCUUCGACGAGUGCGACGGACACCCGGCUCCUAAUGGCCAGUACCACUACCACAUCCACCCCGACUGCGUCUUCGACGGCACCAGCUCGCACUCCCAGAUCGUCGGUGUCGCCGCCGACGGCUUCCCGAUCUACGGCCCGGUGGACGACGACGGCACGGUGCUGACCAACGCCGACCUGGACGAGUGCCACGGCCGCAUGAAGAACGGGGUGUACCGCUACCACGUCACCAACGAGUACCCCUACUUCAUGGCGUGCUUCAAGGGCACGGUUAGGUCCGAUAGCGGCAUCAAUGCCGGCAGGUGUCAGUGCAAUGUGGACUCCGUCGUCUCUACCGGUACUCAGACGGAUCUUGCGGGCACUGGCACCGGCACAAACACCGGAACCGACACGGGAGGGAUCAUCAACCCGCACCCGGACCCGUUGUUCCCGGGAGGCCCUCAUCACCCGCCACCUGGUGGCAACCACCACCACCCACCACCCAGGAACGCCGUCCCCGACAACCAGCUCACCUACCAGGACUUCCUGCAGUGGCAGCAGCAGCAGCACCAGCACCAGCAGACCGUGCAGCAGCAGCCUCUAGCGGAUAACACGGCAACUGCAGCAGACCAGCCGCUGACGCUGUACCAGAUCUGGCAGCAGCACCAGCCUACCUGUGACGAGUGGCAGCAGCAGCAGUGGCAUCAGUUCGAGCGGGUGUUCCUGCAGUUCCAGCAGCAGCAGCAUGCGCUCCACCAGGCGGCGGCAGGUGGAGAUGCAGCAGCUGAUCAGCUGCUGCAACAGAUGGCAGGGCAGACCAAGAAGCAACCAUUCCGUCCCCGUGCACCUGUACACGUGUAAAAUUACCGAAGUAGCACCUGUCUCAAUGGAAAAGAACAAAUAAUUCACGAGCUUAAAAUCCCAAUACAGUAACUGUAGUUGACUCAUACAAAUACGCCAAACUGUAUGACACAGCCUUGUGAUAUUUUAAUUUACGCAAAUAAAGA